This is a messenger RNA of Cutaneotrichosporon cavernicola, 447 nucleotides long. RefSeq lists its product as uncharacterized. Gene Ontology annotation, biological process: proteasome assembly. The transcript is spliced from 3 exons. The record is from RefSeq and is a predicted model, not a curated record. NCBI's taxonomy places the organism in Eukaryota, Fungi, Basidiomycota, Tremellomycetes, Trichosporonales, Trichosporonaceae. The coding region runs from base 1 to 447 and encodes 148 amino acids.
AUGUCAGAACUCCAAACAACCACGCACCACACCGCCGUCGCCCCACCAUUCCCCGGCGCACCAGCUUUCACAUUCCACCUCACCCGCCUGGCGGACACGCUGUUCGUUUGGAUCGGCGCGGCUGAGCGCGCCGAAGACGACCCGAAGCGUAACCUCGCGCAGGAGUGGGCUGUCGCCAUGCCCAGCCGAGGGAACAUCCCCGCUACCGCGACGCCAGUGUUCCGCCAGGGGGCGGGGGACACUGCGCUGCCUAUGGCGCAGCGGCUUGCCAAGCGCUUCCCACCCAACCAGAUCCACCUGUCGCUCUCGCUCCCCGGCAGCCUGACGGCUACGUCUGGACCCAACCUCGACCCCUACGCCAGCAAGGCGCUGCUGGUCAUGGAGAAGCGGCUCGUUGCAUGGCUCACAGAGGUCGUCGGAUCUACCCGUGCGCCCGUAAGCGCUUAA